AAUACACGAAGAAGAAGGGGGCCGCCGGAUUAAACAGUAGAAGAAGAAAGCAUGUUUACCUCUGGUAUGAAAUAAACUAUUACAAAUAGUGUUAUAUUAUCAGUUCAAAUGAGAAAUCUGCCACUGUAGCGGUCAAAGUCAGCAGCGGUGCUUCAGAGACAGGGAGCGGCCGCAGCAUGUGGAGGCCGCCGCUCAGGGCGCUCCGAGUCGGCUUCAGAGCCGCUCCGUCCCCCGGUUCCUUCACCUUCAUCUCCUCCUCCCGACCUGCCUGCUGUGGCAGUUCUGGUAAAACAUGGACCCGACCGACCGGCUUCGACACCGGCCUGAAGACCUUCAACAGUCUGACCAAACAGAAGGAGCCACUCAUCCUGGCCCGGGACGGUGUCGCUACCUGGUACAGCUGUGGACCCACCGUAUACGACCACGCUCACCUGGGUCACGCAUGCUCCUACGUGAGGUUCGACAUCCUUCAGAGGAUUCUGUCCCGGCUGUUUGGAGUGACUGUGAUCCACGCCAUGGUCAUCACCGACAUCGACGACAAGAUCAUCAAAAGAAGCUGGGAGGAGAACGUGUCGGCAGCAGCCGUAGCUCGACUGUACGAGGACGAGUUCAAGAAGGACAUGCUGUCCUUAAAGGUGACUCCUCCUGCAGCAUAUCUGAGGGUCACGGAGAACGUGCAUCACAUCAUCGCGUUUAUCGAGGGGAUCAUCUCGAACGGACACGCUUAUGCCACAAAAGAAGGAGACGUGUACUUUGACCUCCAGUCGAUAGGCGACAGGUAUGGACACUUCGUGGGAGCCGUGAAUGUUCAGGGAGAAGUUGGUGGCUCGGAAAAGCGAGACCCGCGGGACUUCGCCCUGUGGAAGAGGUCCAGGCCUCAGGAACCCUUCUGGGACUCUCCGUGGGGUCGAGGCCGGCCCGGCUGGCACAUCGAGUGUUCCACUAUCGCCAGCUGUGUGUUCGGGAGGCAGCUGGAUAUUCACUCUGGAGGCAUCGAUCUGGCUUUUCCUCACCACGAGAACGAGAUUGCUCAGAGUGAAGCUUUCCAUCAGUGUGACCAGUGGGCCAACUACUUUCUCCACUCAGGACAUUUGCACCUGAAAGGAAGUCCAGAGAAAAUGUCAAAAUCUUUAAAGAACUACAUCACCAUCAAGGAUUUCCUGCAGUCUUACUCUGCUGAUGAAUUCCGGAUGUUUUGUCUUUUGGUCAAAUACCGAUCAGCAAUCGACUACAGCGACAGCAGCAUGUCGGAGGCUCGGAUCUCUCUGGAAACCAUCACCACCUUCGUCCACAACGCUGAGGCGUACAUGAAGGGUCAGCUGCAGUGUCUGCCUGUGCAGGACGAGCUUCUCUGGGAGAGGUUGGCUGAGACGAAGGCGGCUGUGGUCAAAUCUUUGGCCGACGACUUCGACACGCCCCGAGCCGUCAGCGCUAUCAUGAAUCUGGUUUACCAUGGAAACUGCCAGCUCCAGCCCGUUUCCACGUGUCCCGAGGCGGUGAGGAGACCCGCGGUGUUCGGAGCGAUGGUGGCCUUCAUCCGAGACAUCCUGGAUGUGUUCGGGAUCAGUCUGCUGCACACAGAGGCCUCCACUGAGUCGAGCUCCGGCAAUCUGCACACCAUCGUGGAACAGCUGAACCACUUCAGGAGUGAAGUCCGAACAUUCGCUCUGGCGCGCCAGGACGACUCAACGAGCGGUGCCCCCAACAGACGGGCUCUCUACCCAGAGAGGAUGCCCCUCCUGAAAGCCUGCGAUGCCCUGAGGGACGAUCUGGCCCCGCUGGGUGUGCUGAUCAAGGACCGAGGGGCCACGUCCACAUGGGAGAUCAGGUUAAAACAGAGGAAGGGGAGCACUCAGGAGGACUCGUCCAGCUGAGGCUGAACUCUGGCUCUAUCUUAUGUGAAUGGACUGGAGAACGAUCAGGAACCAACGGAGGGCAGCUCGGUGCUGAACUCAGAAACAAUGUUUAUGAAAUGUUAAUUUAUUGCCAAAUGCUAAUUCUAUUUUGUUUUGGGUUUUUUUGCUUAAGAUUUAUACGAUUAAAAUUAAUUAAAAAAAAUUGCCUUCUUUUUUUAAAUUAAAGAUGCUGAUGCCAAAUUACUGCCAAUAUCUUGAUCCACGUCAUUCCCAGAUCCAAACUUGACGGGUUUGGUUCUGUGCCUGUGAGAUUUGAACAUCCAAAACACUCCUUUCACAGGUUUCGCAGAGGUCCUCAGGAUAGUGAGGAAGAUGUUGAAUUGUAGAAGACUGCGCUUCUUUCCAUGAUUUUCUGAAAUAAUAAAAAUAAG
Salarias fasciatus (jewelled blenny) is the source of this 2287-nucleotide messenger RNA. RefSeq names its product cysteinyl-tRNA synthetase 2, mitochondrial (gene cars2). Gene Ontology annotation, biological process: cysteinyl-tRNA aminoacylation. The record is from RefSeq and is a predicted model, not a curated record. Gene Ontology annotation, cellular component: cytoplasm. Gene Ontology annotation, molecular function: ATP binding; cysteine-tRNA ligase activity. The transcript has 15 exons. Lineage: Eukaryota; Metazoa; Chordata; Actinopteri; Blenniiformes; Blenniidae. Bases 177 to 1874 code for a protein of 565 amino acids.